UGCAAUGAUCAUGGAUACAACCAUGUUUGAUGCAACAAAUCCUAUGAUGGAAUGGUUGAACGAGGAUGAGGAGCAUGCAAUCUUGGAUGGAGUUGAUGCUGCUAGCGCCGUGUUUGAGAAAAUACGUUUGCUUAACUCAAGUAGGAAAGUUUCUCGUCUUGCAAGGAAGGACAAUGGCAGGAAAAGAAAGAGGGUAGAGGAAGAAGAGGAUGACUACCAUGAUAGUGAGGAUGAUGAUGAAGAAAAUGAGGAGCUGGACUUGGAAAUUGAUGAUGAUGAUGAUAGCGAUGAUGAUGGUGCAAGUCAAUCUGAUGGAGGAGAUUCGUCAAUGCAAGUUGAAAAGGAUUUAGCAAGCCAAGUUGGAAACAACGUUGAGGUAACAAGUGAUGGUAGUUUGGUGAACCGUAGAUCUGAACGGGUUAGGCAACCAAGAAGGUCAAGGAGGUCACCAGCCUUUACAAUUGACAAGUUAAGCGGCAUGGGAGCAAAAGAGCUUUUGGUUUGAUGAAGACUAACGGGUGGAUGAACAGGAAGUCCAAAGUGAAGGUCUCUGUUCGAUUCAAUACUUUUGGUGCAAGACUGAAGAGUUGAAGAACAAGAAGUCUGAAUUAAACUUUCUGUUUGUAUUUUGGGGUCGGCAUAAUUGAACUUCGAAUGCCGUGUUAAAUUCAUCGUGGACUGUAAUUCUGAACCGUUAUGGGUGUUCGUUUCGACUCUUGGUAGAACUAUUAAGUCGCAUGUUACUCUUAGUAUCUGAACUAUCAAGUCACAUGUUAAUCUGGACUA
Molecule: messenger RNA, 786 nt
Organism: Triticum aestivum (bread wheat)
Lineage: Eukaryota; Viridiplantae; Streptophyta; Magnoliopsida; Poales; Poaceae
Product: pheromone-processing carboxypeptidase KEX1-like
Exons: 2
Coding region: 5-505 (166 amino acids)
Source: RefSeq, a predicted model, not a curated record